AUGACUAUUUUCAGAUGUAUCCAAGGCAGCAAACUAUAUGAAGGUCUAAUCGACUUUUUAACCCUUAAUGGAUCGGGCAACCACUGCCACAUGAAGCAGUCUAGCGAUAUACCAUGGGUUGAAAAAUACCGACCUACCUCUUUAUCAGAUAUCGUAGGCAACGACGCUACCAUUUUACGUCUGACUGCUUUUUCCAAAGACGGCAACGUCCCGAACAUCAUCAUCGCGGGUCCCCCAGGUUGUGGUAAAACUACCAGCAUCCUUUGUCUUGCUCACACACUGUUGGGUGACUCCUACCGAGAGGCGGUUUUAGAAUUGAACGCCUCCAACGAUCGGGGUAUUGAUGUUGUGCGUAACAAGAUCAAAAUGUUUGCCCAGAAGAAAGUAACCCUACCCGUUGGAAGACAGAAAAUUAUCAUACUCGAUGAAGCCGAUAGCAUGACUGAAGGGGCUCAACAGGCUCUUCGUCGCACAAUGGAAAUCUAUUCCCGCACCACUCGGUUCGCACUAGCUUGCAACGAUUCUUCCAAGCUCAUUGAACCCAUCCAAUCGCGCUGUGCCGUGUUGCGUUACGCCAAACUCACAUCCGCUCAGAUUAUGGCACGUUUACUGGAAGUAUGUCGCACUGAGGGUGUUUCUUACACCGACGAAGGUCUCGAAGCGAUCGUUUUUACCGCGGACGGAGACAUGAGGCAGGCUUUAAACAACCUGCAAUCAACGCAUCAAGGUUUCGAAAUGGUCACCAGUGAAAACGUCUUCAAGGUUUGCGAUGAGCCCCAUCCACUGUUGGUUAAACAGAUGUUAGAUGAUUGUCUGAAAGGCGAUUUGUCUGCAUCCCACAAGAUCAUGCGACACCUCUGGACACUGGGUUAUUCUGCCGAGGACAUCAUCACCAUCGUUUUUCGCGUCCUCAAAAACCAUCCAAUGGAAGAGUACAUCAAGUUGGAGUACCUCAAGGAGGUCGGUCUGGUUCAUCUACGGAUAGCCGAAGGGCUGUCGACUCAUCUCCAACUGGCCGGAUUGCUCGCUCGUCUGUGCAAAAUCUCCCAGUCGGAACCAACUGUUUGAAUUUCCACUCGCGCAUGUGUUGUUAUUUUUGUAUAUUGGUGCAAUGUUACAUAGAUUUCUUAUUCAGUUUAA
Dicrocoelium dendriticum is the source of this 1140-nucleotide messenger RNA. Lineage: Eukaryota; Metazoa; Platyhelminthes; Trematoda; Plagiorchiida; Dicrocoeliidae. The record is from the annotation of a GenBank genome assembly.